AUGCAGCCUCCAUACCCGUGCCCAACACCCACAUGGCACAACGAUGUCUAUCCUGCGAUUGAUGCCACUCAGCCUGGUCUUAGCCAAGCUGGAAAGACUGUUGUCAUAACAGGAGCUGGUAGUGGAAUUGGACGCGAAACCGCGUUGACUUUUGCUAAAGCUGGAGCCAAACAUUUGGUGCUAAUUGGUAGGACCGAGGCGGAUUUGAUUGAGACCCAGAAGCAAAUCCCCGAGAAUACAGCAACCAGCUCAGUUUUCGCCAUCUCAGUCACCGAUGAAGCUGGAAUUAGAAAAGUGGCCGAGGCAGUUGGCACGUGGGAUGUCCUAAUUUUGGGGGCAACACAUAAGGGCAUCAAGGGACCCAUCGUGUCUACAAAUAUUUCUGAGUGGUGGGAGUCAUAUGAGACGGGCGUUAAAUCCAUCCUCUAUAUCGCCCAGGCUUUCUUCCCGAACGCAAACCAAGCGAACGCGUAUGUUUACGCACUUACAUCAGGGGCAUUGGUUCUACCAGUGUCUUGGAUUACGGGUCAAUCGGCGUACCAAAGUGCCAAAGUAGCACAGGUAAAGGUCAUUGGAUUUCUAGCAAAUGAAAAUCCAGGCAUCUUCUUCUGUUCCGUGCACCCUGGCAUGAUAGACACUAAAACUUUCCGGGCCUCCGGCGCCGAUCCAGCUACUCUACCUAUGGACUCUCUUGCUUUGCCUGCCAAUCUUUUAGUGUGGCUUUCCCAGCCAAAAUCAAAGUUCUUGAAUGGGCGGUUCAUUUGGGCUAAUUGGGAUGUUGACGAACUUUCUGCUCAAGCCGAAAAGAUUCAAAAUAGUUCUAUCUUCACAAUUGGUUGUGAUGGAUGGCCUUUUGCUGGCGCACAAUAG
This is a messenger RNA of Sclerotinia sclerotiorum 1980 UF-70, 870 nucleotides long. RefSeq lists its product as hypothetical. The transcript is spliced from 4 exons. Gene Ontology annotation, molecular function: oxidoreductase activity. Gene Ontology annotation, cellular component: cytosol. The record is from RefSeq and is a predicted model, not a curated record. NCBI's taxonomy places the organism in Eukaryota, Fungi, Ascomycota, Leotiomycetes, Helotiales, Sclerotiniaceae. Bases 1 to 870 code for a protein of 289 amino acids.